GUUCUUGAAUUCAAGAUUCCUCACUAUGCAUUUUCAAGAUGAUCAUGCAAAGAGAGACUCCCAUCACCAUCACCAUCACCAUCAGAUCAUGAGCGGCAGCGCGGCAGCAAACCAGGCGUUGAAGAUCAACCGAGGUUCUCAUUUCAUCAAGAAAUCCCCGUCCUCCUCAUCUUCUUCCUCGUCGUCUUCGUCAUCCUCGUCGUCAUCCUCGGUUAUAAAUGGCGUAUCGGCCGCCAUUGCAAGUACCACCGCCAUGCCUCAACCCCGUCACCCGGUCAUAAUCUACACGCAUUCCCCAAAGGUCAUCCACACCCAGCCUAAAGACUUCAUGGCGUUAGUGCAGAAGCUCACCGGCUUCUCUCGCCCCGCCGCCAUGGCCAACGAGGACGGCCGCGCUUCACCGCCGCCUCCUCCUCCCCAGGGCCACCCUAAACCCGAGCCUUGCGACGAUUAUAUAAUCACAGAAAUAACUAAUAGAAAUAAUCAUGAGAUCACAGAUAAUGAUUCCACCUCGGUGGUGACAGAUGAAAAAGAAGGGAGCUCUAGUGUAGGCCAUGCUUUUGAUGCUCAGAAUAACAGACCACCAUUUGGUAACUGUGUGGAUUCAUUGCUUUUGAUGAGAAGUUCCAUUUCUUCUUCCUCUUCUUCAUUGGAGAGCGUGAAGGACCUUCCAGAUUUUUGA
Messenger RNA from Ipomoea triloba (trilobed morning glory), 682 nucleotides. RefSeq names its product integrator complex subunit 6 homolog. Gene Ontology annotation, cellular component: nucleus. Bases 26 to 682 code for a protein of 218 amino acids. The record is from RefSeq and is a predicted model, not a curated record. NCBI's taxonomy places the organism in Eukaryota, Viridiplantae, Streptophyta, Magnoliopsida, Solanales, Convolvulaceae. The transcript has 2 exons.